Messenger RNA from Paramecium tetraurelia, 1029 nucleotides. RefSeq lists its product as uncharacterized. The transcript has 2 exons. NCBI's taxonomy places the organism in Eukaryota, Ciliophora, Oligohymenophorea, Peniculida, Parameciidae. The record is from RefSeq and is a predicted model, not a curated record.
AUGUCAGAAAAGAGAGAUAAUUUAUGUUCUCUUACAUGCACAUGCAUGAUCACUGUCUGCUAUUUGGGAGCCAUAGGAUUAUGCCGAACAGUGCUCUUCUCAAACAUUCUCAAACUAGAUGAUAAAGUAAUAAACUCAGUGUCAUUGGGCAUAUUUAGCCUCAUCUUUUUGAUAGGCCCCUUUUCAUUGCCAUUCUUCUAGAGGAUGAUUCUAAAAUUCACCUACAAAGCAGUAUUUUUCAUCACCAGUGUAGCUAAUAUCUUUAGUAUGACCUUGUACAUCAUCGUGAUUGAGCAGCAGCCCAAAGACGUGUACUUAAUUACAACCAUCUUGAUAUUCGAGGCGCUUGUCUAGCCCCCUUUAUGGCAAUCUUCUAUUGCGCAUUCAAUUACUAUGUUCGUAGCAUGUCCAAUAAGAACAAUGUUAGCAUUUACUUUGGAGUAGCCUACUCCUUAUUCUGCAUGCAAAACUUUAUAGGAGAUAUUUAUGAUCAUAUUCGAAGGGAAGAUUUACGACUACAAUGAAUACUUCUAUUAUCCAAUGUUGGGAGUAUCCUUACUCAUAACAUUCCUUUAUUGGUUCAUCAAAGAACCAGACUCAUUGUCGAAAUCAGUGACCAAAUAAAGUAUUGAUUUGUAAUAGAAAUUGAAUGAGCAUUUAUAUGGUUCAUUGAUGGAUGAUGACAAUUAAAAGAAUUAAGCAAAUAAUAACGAAUAUAUCACUCAAUUUAAACUAAUUUGGAAAAUACCAAAGUAGUACCCUUAAUUUGUGUACUUGAUCCCUACCAUCAUAUCCAUCGGAAUGUUCACUGCCUUUAGUGUCGUUUACUCUUAGGAUAUGAUAGAACCCAACUAUACGAAUGUCUCCUAUUUAAAACCUGCCAUAGUUACCAAUCUCAGCAUUCAUGGGGUUGGUUAAUUCUUAGGAGGUAUCCUGAUUGGAUUUCUAUCAUAUUCCUAUGGGUACUUGAAUUUGUUGAUAGUUUUGCAGUUGUUCGGAGCAGCCACUUAUUUAUUAUCUGUAAAUUGA